Myripristis murdjan (pinecone soldierfish) is the source of this 2426-nucleotide messenger RNA. It is a transcript of the gene snai1a, whose product is annotated as snail family zinc finger 1a. Gene Ontology annotation, biological process: regulation of DNA-templated transcription. NCBI's taxonomy places the organism in Eukaryota, Metazoa, Chordata, Actinopteri, Holocentriformes, Holocentridae. The transcript is spliced from 3 exons. The record is from RefSeq and is a predicted model, not a curated record. Gene Ontology annotation, molecular function: RNA polymerase II cis-regulatory region sequence-specific DNA binding; DNA-binding transcription factor activity, RNA polymerase II-specific. Bases 249 to 1028 code for a protein of 259 amino acids.
GCCUGUGUCAGAGUAUUUCAGCACAGAGGCCAGCAUUUAGUCAUUCUGCAUGAACGCUGCACACGCAUUUGUCUGAAGUUUUAUGGGUAGACUCAAACUGCUGGACUAUUGGAUGGUAUUUCUCUCCUUGUUUUCGAAAGGAUCACAGGACCGCCACGUUUUCAAUCUUAUUUUUGUGAAAUUGUACGCCGUGACCGCAGGAUCCCACUUUUACGGGAAAUUAUUGUGAAUUCCCCUCAAAAAGGAAAAUGCCUAGGUCCUUCUUGGUCAAAAAGUAUUUCGCCAAACAAAAGCCAAACUACAGUGAACUGGAAUGUCAGAAUGACACUUCACUGGAGAGGUAUCCUCUUGCUGAGCUACCGUCAGGGGACAACUCACCUGCCACCUGCUUCACAACAGGCCUCGUGUGGGACCUGAGUGUCCUGCCAGCCCUCUACCUGUCCACCUCCCCCUCAGAGCCCUCUGCCACCCCGGGACCCCUGGACCUCAGCUCCCCGUCCAGCCUCAGCAGCAAUGCCAGCAGUAGUGGAGAGGAGGACGAAGGGCGCACCUCAGACCCUCCCAGCCCCGAACCCACACACACGUACGCCCCUCGUCAGCGAAUGAAGUGCACUGGCUCCAAGGCCCACGCUAUUCCCAGAGAGGAGGAGGAGGAGGAGAGAGAGGCCCCAGUUACGGCAGCCAGGCCAGCCUUCCUCUGCAAACACUGUCCUAAAGAAUACACCAGCCUGGGGGCUCUGAAGAUGCACAUCCGCUCACACACCCUGCCCUGUGUGUGCACCACUUGCGGAAAGGCCUUCUCCAGGCCCUGGCUGCUGCGCGGCCACAUCCGCACACACACAGGUGAGCGCCCGUUCUCCUGCCCCCACUGCAAUCGGGCCUUCGCCGACCGCUCUAACCUGCGGGCUCACCUGCAAACCCACGCCGAAGUGAAGAAGUACCAAUGUAGCGUCUGCUCUCGCACCUUCAGCCGCAUGUCCCUGCUGCAGAAACACAGCUCCUCAGGGUGCUGCUCCACAGCAGUGUGAGAGCCAGCGUGAGAGAGGAAGCCGCUCAGACCUCAGGGCAGUGGAGGGCUAGUGGUUGCAGGGGGUGGGGGUGGAUGGGGGUCUAUACAAGCCCGGCCGGCCUGUUGACGACCUGCAACACUACACAGAGCAUGAAAUGGCCUGCUUCAAGAGACCUGGAGGGGAAUCGAGCCUCAUUACGGAUGUGAAUUUCACAAGCUCUUUGCGUCUCUGCUUUCAUGAAAAAUCAGAGGGAAGAGCCAGAAUUUUUUUUUUUUUUUUUUUUUGCUUCCUUCCAUUUCAGGCAAACCUUGAUUUGAUGUCUCUGGGUUGGACUGAAACUGAACUGAGCAAUAAUGACAUUCACCCAAUAUAUCAACCCCCUUAUAACUAAUUUUUCCCAUUCCAAAGACCAAAUCUGUAGUGGACUCAUGGGGGUUAGAGGUGCCGGCUUUCUGUCCUGUCUCUGUCUCUGUCCUGGUGCCGACCAGCUCAGGAUCAUGGCCUAGACACAGCUGCUGAGAGGUAGGGGUGUGUGGGUGGGAUAAAUCUCUCAGCAUGCCUCAAACACACACACACACACACACACAAAUACAUAUGCACACACAGCUGUCCCUGGUACUGUGGUGUAGAUAGACGAGGUGCUAACAGGUGCUACAGCCAUGACCUUCGCCGGUUGAUAGCAGGUGACUUCCACUGCCCUUGGUUCGCUUUGGAAAAUAGAGGAAGUAUGUCAUCAUGCAAGAAUGGCAUCAGUUAGUCGCUUUGUGUUUUGUUUUGUUGUUGUUUUUUUUUUUUUUUUUCACCCGUGGGGAUGACGUUAAGCCUCUAUUUUGACCACAUUCAAACCUUCUUUCUAAUCUGAUGGGUUUCAGAGAUAGGAAAAGCCGGUCUGUCUCUGUUAUUUCCAAGGAGACUGCACUCCUGCAAUGUGGAUGACAAUGCAAGCUCUGCACUCAAGGUUAACACAGUGUUAAUAAUGCCAGCCAAAGCCAUUUUUUUUAUUAAGUUAUAUAUGAAUUUGCGUCUUGAAACUGUAUUACUUUUGAAACCAAAAAGAUGCUUUUUUUUUUUUUUUUUUUUACCUCAGUCGGUAGAUGUGGUUUUAAAAAAAAAUGUAAUUUGCAGUAUUAGUAGAAAUUAGCACCAAACAGUUGGAAGUGGAAAAAGGCUGGGACCAAAGGACAUGUUUUAUUUCAACGUUUACACCAUGGAGACAUGGUUGCCUAAUAUGUGAUCAGAUCCGUGUAAAUGGACUGUACGAAGAUUAAUUUUUGAACUUCCCUAAACAUUUUAUGGUGGUGUUUUAUAGUGCAAUGUUCAGAUAUGUCUUAUUUCAAUUUUGUACCAUGCUUGUGUGUUCACUUCUUUCUCGUAUUUCAUAACUGAUAAAUUUGCAUUCAAUAAAGUAAUUUAUGU